This is a messenger RNA of Juglans microcarpa x Juglans regia, 1027 nucleotides long. RefSeq names its product late embryogenesis abundant protein, group 3-like. The transcript is spliced from 2 exons. The record is from RefSeq and is a predicted model, not a curated record. Lineage: Eukaryota; Viridiplantae; Streptophyta; Magnoliopsida; Fagales; Juglandaceae. Bases 59 to 952 code for a protein of 297 amino acids.
AUCAAAAAUCUGUGUAAUCUACACGAAGAAGAGAAAAAAAGUGAAGAUAAAGAAAAGCAUGGCAGCCAUGUCCAUGACAAUAAACGCAGUCUUCAACCUCUCAAAGGCCUUCCCUACCAGCAACACUUCACUCUCCCUCAGAUAUUCCCGCAAAGUCUCGAGGGUUUGCUUCACGCACGCCUCUAAACACUCCGAGGGCCAACAUGCCUCGGAAGGAAACAGAGACUCGGCGCACUGGUCCAGGGAGGUGCCCGUGACCGAUGAAGCAAAAGAAGCCGCAAAGGAAGGCGUGGAGAGAACCAAAGAACGUGCUCACGGAGUGAAAGAGAAAGCAAAAGAGUAUUCUCAGGAUGCCAAGGAGAAGACGAAGGAAGGCGCAUAUAGAGCGGCAGAGACGGCAGAGAGUGCAAAGGAGAGAGGCAAAGAGUACGCUUACGACGCAAAGGAGAAGACUAAAGAUGUAGCGGGUUCGGUGGCUGAUGAGGCCAAAGAAGGAACAGAUAGAGCUGCCGAGACGGCACACAGCGCUAAAGAGACAGCAAAUGAGUAUGCUUACGAUGCCAAGGAGAAGACCAAAGACACUGCGAGGUCUGUGUCUCAGAAAGCCAACGAAGGGGCGACGAGAGCGGCCGAGACAGCGGAAGAUGUUAAGGAGAGGGCCAAGGACAAUUUGCUAGGUGUGAAGGAGAAGACUGAACAAGUGGUGGGGUCAGUUACCGAGAAGGAGAAGGAGGAGACGUACAAGGCGACGGAGACAGUCCAGAAUAUCGGAGAGAAGGCGAAGCAGACGGUGAAGGAUGCGUGGGGCGCCGCCAAAGAGACUACGCAGAAGAUUAAGGAGACUGUGGCUGGGAAGGAUGAUGAUGAUGAUGGUUUUGGAGGGAAGACUAUGGACGAUGAUGUCGUGGAAUUGAGGCGUGGUGCUGGAAACCCAAAAAAAAAGAGCGAUUAAUGGGGUUUCUCUUCUUGCUAUAUUUCCUUAGCUCUAAUAACUGAGAGGUCAUGAUGAUAUGCUGUUUUUUCUUGC